Diaporthe amygdali is the source of this 2310-nucleotide messenger RNA. RefSeq lists its product as uncharacterized. The transcript is spliced from 4 exons. Bases 1 to 2310 code for a protein of 769 amino acids. The record is from RefSeq and is a predicted model, not a curated record. NCBI's taxonomy places the organism in Eukaryota, Fungi, Ascomycota, Sordariomycetes, Diaporthales, Diaporthaceae.
AUGGACGAGGGCCAAGGAAACAAGGAAGAGUAUAUCUACACAUAUAUGGAUGAAGACGAGUAUAUCGACACAGACACGGAUGAGGAAGAGUGUAACCCCACAGAUACGUACGAGCAAGAGUAUAUCGACAUAGACAAGGAUGAGAAAGAGAAUAUCGAAAUAGACAAGGAUGAGAAAGAGAAUAUCGACAUAGACAAGGAUGAGAAAGAGAAUAUCGACAUAGACGAGAAUGAGCAAGGGUAUAUCGACACAAGCACAGACGAGGAAGAGUAUCGGGCGAGCGAGCAAGAGUACAUUGACACAGACUUUGACGAUGAAGAGUAUUUCGAUCCAAGAGCGGACGAUGAAGAGUCUAUAUAUAUAGACUUCGAGGAGGAAGAGUAUUUUUCCACAGAUACGGAGGACACUCAGGAAGUUGCCUCUAUGCCGGAUUUGGACGAUGAUUUGUAUCUUGCAUUGAGCGAGAUGAUAUCCAAUCUGUGUUCCACCUGUCGCCAGUUUCCUCGGGGCAGGAUUUCCGAGACCGACAAGCGUUUAUACCAUCCAUCUUUGUCUUCUUUGAAGGAAUCCGUCGAUGCCGGCUGUAUCAUCUGCGAGGACCUAGCGCGAGAAGUCAGUCGUUGGUCCGAACCUGGACCAACCCCAAAUGACUUGUGGUCUAUCAGAUGCGAGUUACUCAGCCGUGAUAAAAAACUGCUUAUGAGAUUUUACCUCUCAAACUGCGAGGAGUGCGAUCCUUCCGAUGCUGGCUAUACCGCGCUGAGGACGACCACCGCAAAGUCGGCAGCCAGCAUCAGCAUGUGCCAAUACUGGUAUCAACAGUGUUUAGAACAUACGACUUGUCGAACCUGGAAAUUGGAAUCGAGAGCUCUUCCAACCCGGCUGGUCCAAAUCAAUAAAUCAAAAAAUGGGAAGCCGGGGAUAUCGGCCAAUAUCUGUGAGACCCAAGAUUUGCCGUCCAGCACCCCGUAUGCGACGCUGAGUCACUGCUGGGGAGACGGAGUGAUGUUCAGGUUGCUAAAAGACAAUAUCGAAGAGCUCAAACAAGAUAUACCGAUCAGCCAACUACCAAAAGUGUUUCAAGACGCGUUAUACGCAGCGACAGAAAUCGGCGUCUGUUACAUAUGGAUUGAUUCUCUCUGUAUCAUCCAAGACUCGGAAGAGGAUUGGACGCACGAGGCCAAGAGGAUGGGCGAUGUUUACCUGUACGGAGAAUUCAACAUUGCAGCAACAGGCUACGAAAACGGUAGUUUUGGGCUAUUUAAUGAGAGGAAGGCACUGUCGCAUGUGCAUCCUCCAUUGCGCUUCGAAUGUGUUUUGAGAAGUGAAUACAAAUCAAAACGCUCUUUUGAUGGCAUUUAUGUCAGAGUUUCCGAGAUCGAAUUCGGACAGGAAAUCCUCUCAAGCUUUUUGAUGCAGAGAGCUUGGGUAGCCCAGGAGAGAGUUCUCUCGGCAGCAACUCUCCAUUAUACCCCGGGAAAAGUUUGGUGGGAAUGCAGUCAUCUCGUUGCCAACGAAGCAUUUUCACCAAGCAUUCCUAUUUGGGACGAUGUACAAUUGAGCCCGGCAGGCGGAAUACGCUCGCUAAACACUAAAAGCGAGCGAGAAGAUAUUUAUUCGUUCUGGAAUAAAUUCAUCGGCUACUACGCCGGUGCCGAUAUGACUUACGAUCAAGACCGUUUCCCAGCAGCCGCCGGUAUAGCACGUGUUCUAAGUGAACUCAUUGACGAUAAUCUCAUCGCUGGGAUCUGGGAGGGGGAUCUAGUCCGGUCGCUGGUCAUGAAUCGCUACUGUUCGCGCGCAAGUAUCCCAUCUGUGCAGCUCGCGCCGUCAUGGUCCUGGGCGUCUUCAAUCGCAGACCACCGCAUCGGGAGUGAUUCUGCAUCUGUUCAAAAGUCUGGCGUGCGCGGGCUCGCGAUCAAAGGACCACUGAGAAGGAUCAUGGUCGACUUGGAGGAGCGGUCGGAUUGGCUUGACUGCCCAAUUACAAUUUUUGAAAACAAGAGACCGGCUUCUUUUCUAGGCGUGCUCACAAAAGAGCAGAUGUGGCGUUGGGAUAAACCAACUCACAUGCUCCUUCUCGCGAAACAGUAUAAUAGCUUCGACUCGACCUUUUGGAUCUUUGGGCUGCUCGUACAACCAGUCACAGAGGCUGAUGACCCAAACACAUUUCGGCGGUCUGGCACGAUUCAGUUCAGCUUUUCCCCGGAAGAAUGUGAUAAAAACCUAGGCCUUUGUGAGGAGGGUGGUGUGUAUCAACCGAGUUUGGUUUUCGAGGAAUGCGGUCUUCAAGACCUGAUUCUUAUCUGA